Closterium sp. Naga37s-1 is the source of this 1770-nucleotide messenger RNA. NCBI's taxonomy places the organism in Eukaryota, Viridiplantae, Streptophyta, Zygnematophyceae, Desmidiales, Closteriaceae. The record is from the annotation of a GenBank genome assembly.
AUGAAGGUGAUUAGUAGACGCUCUUUUGACGGCGGCAGACCCGCAUCAGCCGGGAAAGGGCCCUGGGACUCUCCUGCUGCUGUCGGCAAUUCCAAGAGCGUGAGGCUCGGCGAUGGGAGGUCCGGUGAUGGGAGGUCCGGCGAUACGAGGUUAGGCGAUGGGAGGUUCGGCAGCAGCAGCGCGGUUCUGCACGAGAGAGGGAGUGAGACGAGCAGGAGAAGGGGAGGGGGGGCGGGCGGGCUGGGUUCCACAGUCCAGAGGAGCAAAACGAGGGACAGCAUAACGGAGUAUGAACCGGUUCCUGUAGGCAUAACAGAGGUCUGGCAAGCGUAUGAACCGGCGGGAACAAGCAGAGCAGAGGGCGUGCAAAGGUAUGGACUGUCGCCCAAGGGCAGAGCAGAGGGCGGGCACGCGCGUGAAGCGGCUCCCACAGGCAGAGGGAGGAAGCUUCCGGACUAUGGCCCACGGCCAAUGAGCUCUGGGAGCGGCGGGUUGCAGAGUGUGGCUGGAGAGCUCACCCGAGCCACCGACAACUGGGCGGCGGAGAACAGGCUCGGCCGAGGCUCGUUCGGCACGGUGUACAAGGGACGGCUGCUAGGCUGCAUGGUGGCAGUCAAACGCCUGGAAGGCGGCGGGUGGCAGGGCAGCGCGGAGUAUAGAAUGGAGGUGGAGGUGUUGUCUCGGAUGCGGCAUCCGCAUAUAGUGCUGCUCAUGGGUCACUGCCCUGAUGAGAUGAGCCUUGUGUAUGAGUACUUGCCUGGAGGGAGCUUACAGGACUUUCUUAAUGUGAUUGCUGCUGGGAACAGCAAGGGUGGUGGUGUGGGAGGUGUGGGUGGUGCGGGUGGUGUGGGUGGUGCGGGUGGUGCGGGUGUUGGGAGUUGGGGAGGGAGCGCCCGGGGCGGCAGGAAACCGUUGACUUGGUUUGACCGGGUGAGAAUCUUAUCUGAGGUGGCCGGGGCGCUGAUGUACCUCCACCAGAAUGACCCACCCAUCGCGCACCGCGACUUAAAGCCCGACAACAUUCUCCUCGACACAAGCCUCGCCUCUAAAGUGGCCGAUGUGGGCCUUGCGCGGUUACUCAGUGACGUGGAAAAUGUAACCGCGCGGGUGAGAGGCACGGUGGGGUAUAUAGACCCGGAGGAGCUUGAGACUUGUGAGAUUUCGGUUUUAUCGGAUGUGUAUGCGUUUGGGCUGAUAGCGCUGCAGCUGCUGCUGGGUGAGCCGAAUGUGAAGGAGUUGCAUCGGAGGCUGGGGCGGAUGCAGGAGUGGAUAGGGAAGAGCAUGGGUGGGGUAGGGUUGGGAGGAGUGGGCAUGCGGGGUGGUGGGUUUCAAUCGGUAGAGAUGGACAGUACAAGGGUUAUGGCUCGGACUGUUGAGGAGAUAGUGAGGGAAGUUGAUGGUUCGGGGGGGCAGUGGCCCUUGCCUGUGGCUCGGAAGCUGACGGAGCUGGCGCUCCGGUGUGCGAUUCGGCAGCGGGAGGCUCGGCCGAACCUGGUGGAGGUGGUGCAGCCGGCGAUGGGUGAGGUGAUGGAGGAGGCGGAAGUGGAGAUGGGGAAGCGGAGAAGGAGCUUCGACGAGCAGUGUAUGUGCCCGCUGUCGCAGAAGUGCAUGACAGACCCAGUGGUGGCAGCUGAUGGGUUCACGUACGAGCGCAGCAGCAUCGAGCGCUGGCUUCUCACCAACUCUGUCUCGCCACGCACCGGCCAGCCCCUCCCCCACAAGCACCUCACACCCAACCACACUCUCAAGCUACUGCUGCACAGCCAGUAG